UAUUUAUUUAAGCCCAGUUAACAAAUUGUAUUUUCUCUGUGGCUUCACAAAUAUUAUAUUUUAUUGCGAUGUGAUUUCUUAGCGAUAAAUAAACUGAUAAUUAGUGUCUCGAGCCUCAUUUCUCAAUGCAAUGGAAUUUUCAUUUUUAAACAAAACGAGUUAUGAUAAAGAUUGUCUAUACAACUCCAACUCGCAACAUCAUAAUACAAAUGCCAACUCGGGAUUUUCGGUGGCCAACCACAUGAGCCAUUAUAAUCUUAUAAUCGAUUCCAGCUAUAAGCUACGGGCCAAUGAUACAGUUAUCAGAAACUCUUUUAGCCAAGAGUCGAAUAUAUUGUUCUCAAAAAUCACAAAUGUCGCCGACUUUUAUCCCGGGGCUCACAAUAUAACUCCCUACAAUACUGAUUUCCAAUUAAAAUCAUAUUCGGAAGAGACUUCGAGCUUGACUGACAAAUCGAAACAAAGGAGAAUAAGAACAACGUUCACAUCAAAUCAAUUGAACGAGUUGGAGAAAAUAUUUUUGGAAACUCAUUAUCCAGAUAUUUAUACUAGAGAAGAAAUUGCAUCCAAAUUACAUUUAACAGAAGCACGAGUUCAGGUUUGGUUCCAGAAUAGAAGAGCUAAAUUUCGGAAGCAAGAAAGACAUGCCAUUUAUAUAAUGAAAGACAAAUGUGCCAAAAUGGAGAAUAGGCAGAAUACUGUAUCUGGCAGUCAAUGUUACGAUGUAUCACUCAAUGCAUCACAAAGUUCUUGCCAAAUAAAAUGUUUUUAUGAUAAAAUAUAAGAA
Molecule: messenger RNA, 787 nt
Organism: Drosophila nasuta
Lineage: Eukaryota; Metazoa; Arthropoda; Insecta; Diptera; Drosophilidae
Gene: PHDP
Product: Putative homeodomain protein
Exons: 3
Coding region: 131-784 (217 amino acids)
Biological process (GO): regulation of transcription by RNA polymerase II
Molecular function (GO): DNA-binding transcription factor activity, RNA polymerase II-specific; RNA polymerase II transcription regulatory region sequence-specific DNA binding
Source: RefSeq, a predicted model, not a curated record